Penicillium soppii is the source of this 585-nucleotide messenger RNA. RefSeq names its product mitochondrial 54S ribosomal protein mL49. Gene Ontology annotation, molecular function: structural constituent of ribosome. Gene Ontology annotation, biological process: translation. The transcript is spliced from 2 exons. NCBI's taxonomy places the organism in Eukaryota, Fungi, Ascomycota, Eurotiomycetes, Eurotiales, Aspergillaceae. The record is from RefSeq and is a predicted model, not a curated record. Bases 1 to 585 code for a protein of 194 amino acids. Gene Ontology annotation, cellular component: ribosome; mitochondrial large ribosomal subunit.
AUGCGAAAGCAGGUUGUUACUCUUCGCGUCAGCCCUGGACAGUCCGUGGCUUCCGUCCAGACAUGUAGCUCAUUUUCCACAUUAUGUCCUCAGGCAAGGUUGCAAGUUUCACAUCGUCCUCAAUUUUCUCUACCAACCCUCCCUACUCGCCAAAGCCGCACUUUCCUCACCCAUCUCCGUCAUCAAGCCCAAGCCCUGAAAACACCCCCUACACCCGCCACAUCAGCGAAGACGCCCAGCCCUGAUCUGCAGCUUACGAAUCUUCCUUAUUUCGUCCGUCGUACUGCCUCCAACACGCUCCCUGUCUACACCGAUGUCAAGGCCGGCGGCACUAAGAAGCUCACCAAGAUUCAAAAGACGGAAGGUGAUCUGGACGCACUCCGCAAUGACCUGGCUCUUGCGCUGGGUGUUGCUGAUGGAAACAAACCUAAUCCCGAAGUGACUCUCAACCGACUCACUGGUCACAUCAUUGUCAAGGUAUGUCUCGCAACCGCUGUGGUUUUGUACAGCAGCAAAUACUCAUAUAUCGUACAGGGCUGGCGCAAACCCGAGAUUGUGAAAUUCCUACAGGAGCGGAGAUUUUAA